Molecule: messenger RNA, 768 nt
Organism: Colletotrichum tamarilloi
Lineage: Eukaryota; Fungi; Ascomycota; Sordariomycetes; Glomerellales; Glomerellaceae
Product: 3-oxoacyl-(acyl-carrier protein) reductase
Exons: 1
Coding region: 1-768 (255 amino acids)
Molecular function (GO): oxidoreductase activity, acting on the CH-OH group of donors, NAD or NADP as acceptor
Source: RefSeq, a predicted model, not a curated record
AUGGCCGCAAACCAGAGUCUCGCGGGCAAGAUUGCCGUGGUUUCCGGUAGUUGCAGUGGUAUUGGGCAUGCAAUAGCGAAGGAGCUCAGCGCUCGAGGAGCCCACGCCGUAAUCAACUACCCAAACGCCUCCCUAGCAAAUGAAGCGGCCGCAGCAGUGGCGGCACUUUCCACCCCAGGAAUCGCGAUCGAAGCCAACAUUAGCACUGUGGACGGACCGAGGAAGUUGAUAGAAGGUGCAGUUGAGGCUUAUGGUCACAUUGACAUUCUUGUCAAUAACGCCGCAAUUGCCAUCAAUUUGCCAUUUGAGGAACAAACGCUCGAUCACUGGGAUUAUUUGGUCAAUCUCAACGGUCGUGGAACAUUUCUCUUGACGCAGCAGGCUCUGCCAUACCUUACCCGCGGAAGUGGACGCAUCGUCAACAUUUGUUCCAUUAGCUCCCGCGCUGCCCCUCCUCUACAAACUAUUUACGCCGGGACCAAGGGGAUGGUGGAUUCUUUCACCCGGGUUUGGGCAAAAGAGCUUCCCCCAAAAUAUGGGUGCACCGUCAAUGCUGUGUCCCCUGGCCCUACUGCGACGCACGGGUUCUUGAGUGCCGGAGAGGAAGCCAUGAAGGUCCUAGGGCCUACAAUUGAAGCAACGCCGGCGGCGAAAAGGCUAGGCAAGCCAGAAGAAAUAGCGGAUGCUGUGGCGUUUCUUUGCGAAGAACGAUCCCGAUGGGUCAAUGGAGAACACAUGUUCGUCAAUGGGGGGCUAUACAUGGACUGA